UCAUCCGGUUCCUAAUAAUAAAGUAAAAAAAAAAUAAUGUCUUUCUUUUUUUGGUGUUCAACUUCUUGACAGUGCAAGUGUCAGACCGAUUGUUCACCAUGCCGCGUGAAAUCAAAGACAUUAAAGACUUUUUACUAAAGGCACGGAGACCAGACGCUAAGUCUGUGAAAAUAAAGAAGAAUUCAGAGAAUGUAAAGUUCAAAGUGCGCUGUUCCCGGUUUCUGUACACGCUGGUCAUCACAGAUAAGGAGAAGGCAGAGAAGCUCAAGCAGAGCUUGCCACCAGGUCUGCAAGUUAAAGAAGUUAAGUGAUGUUAAGUGCAAAUAAAAAAUAAUAAAAUACCA
This is a messenger RNA of Achroia grisella, 344 nucleotides long. It is a transcript of the gene RpL38, whose product is annotated as large ribosomal subunit protein eL38. Gene Ontology annotation, biological process: protein-RNA complex assembly; translation. Gene Ontology annotation, molecular function: structural constituent of ribosome. Gene Ontology annotation, cellular component: ribosome; cytosolic large ribosomal subunit. The coding region runs from base 99 to 311 and encodes 70 amino acids. The transcript has 5 exons. NCBI's taxonomy places the organism in Eukaryota, Metazoa, Arthropoda, Insecta, Lepidoptera, Pyralidae. The record is from RefSeq and is a predicted model, not a curated record.